ACAACUCUAGCGGUUGUGGGUCCGCUUCCUUUCGUGUCGAGAACCGAAUCAACAACGACUCCUUUUACAAACACGCUAGCCUUCGGGGCACCGCGCCAGCAUGCAUAGCCCAUUAAGCCCGUCAGGGCUGGGCACACAACGCUCGCCGGUGGCUCGCGGUCGCGGUCGCAAGCAUGUCGCCGGAGUCGUGAAAGGAGCGGGGCCUAUGAGCCCGCGACACAUGUCCAAGCAAGCAUUUUACAUGAGUCCGACACGUGGCCCUUCUGCAACGCCUGCGGCGACCGGGCCGGGUGCCGAGGGUGCGGGGCUGGACAUUGCCGCACUGUUCCGGAGGGUUUUGAGCAACGGUGUCCAGGAUGACAGCGCCGUGGCAGCCUCCGCUCCGCACACCGUCACGGCUGCUGACGCCUACGCCCACACCGCCGCCCAGUACGGCAUGCCGCCGGGGCCCUUCGCCUCCACCGCCACCUCCGCCUUCUCCAGCGGCGCCGGCGGCGGCGGCGCGCAGCCGCUGGCGUCCCUGGCAGACCAGGUUCUGGCAGACGCCGCCGCCGCCGCCCACGGCGAGGACCCGGUGGCGGCGGCCCGGCAGCUGCAGUCCUUCCUGGGCCAGUACCAGCACCAGUACGGCGCGGAGACGGACGCGCGCAUCGGCGCCGCCAUCGCCAAGCUGCAGGACUACAUCGACGGCGCCGCCGCCGGAGGCGGCGGCGGCAGCGCCGCCGGCCUGCGGGACGCGCUCGGCGCCUUUGGCGCCGCCGACACGUCAGCGUCGGCGGCGGCGGCAGCCGCCGCCACUGGCGCCGCCGCCGGCGCCUCCGGCGGCGGUGGCGAGGCCCCCGUGUACCACAACUACAUCCUGGAGCAGCUGACGGGGGUGUUGGACUGGGUAAACAACCUGCUGGUGAGGAACGGCACGCCCAAGCCGUUCGUGUACGACGCCUACGGGCGGGUGGUGGAGGACGCGGGCGCGGCGGCCUCGGUGGAGCAGCAGCAGGAGCAGCUGCGCGCGGCGUCGCAGUCGCUGCGGCUGCUCAUCCAGCAGCUGCAGCAGGUGAACACCCAGUACGCGGCCAUGGCCGACAGCGAGGAGCGCGCCACCAUGGGCCAGGUGCUGACGCAGCUCAACACCAUGGCGGACCGCCUGGCGGUGGCAGCCACCCGCCGCCCGCUGCCGCACCUGGAGCCCGGCGCCGCGGUGGGGCUGGACCUGGCGCCCUACGUGCCGCCGGAGCAGCUGUACGGCGUGGACAAGUACCGCGACCCGGUGCUGCGUGUGCUGGACGGCAUCUACAGCGCCGUGGUGGUGGACAGCGGCCUGCGCGAGUUCCUGGCGGGAGUCAAGCAGCUGGGCGACAGCCUGGCGGACAGCAUGGCCGUGGCGUGGACGGGCGCUCCUCCUGUGGGCCGCCUGGUCGCCUACAUCGCGGCGGUGGCGGGCGUGCUGUUCGUGAUGCGCUCCAAGCUGCCCAGGGCGCUGCUGCAGCCCACCUCGCCCGGCGGCAGCUGGCUGCAGCAGCUGGGCGGCGGCCGCGGCGACAACCCCCUCCACGACGGCGGCGCAAACACCAGCAGCAGCACCGGCACCGGCAGCAGCAGCGUGAUGGGGUUGGUGGAAGCGCCGGGCACCUUCGCCUCUCUGGGCGGCAGCGCGCGCACGGCGCAGAGUCGGCUGGCGGGCAUGGACCGCGACGGCGGGCUGGGCGACACGCGGCUGCCGUCCGAGGUGCUGGCCUCGGGCGACCCCUACGCGGCACGCAAGGUGCUGUUCGACACCACAGCCUCAUCCGUGCCCUCCGGCGGAGGCAGCAGCAUCGCCGGCGGCCAGGCGGCGUCCGUGGCGGCGGCGGGGCGGCAGCGCAGCGCGGCGGCGGCGGUGGCCACGCCGGCGUUGCCAGGCGGCGGCAAUGGUGCCGGCCAGUACUCGAGCGGCAGCAUCCCCAGCCUGCCCAAGCCGCCCCCCGGCGGCUGGAACAGCAACUACAGCGACCGCGCGGACUGGUGGACCGCCGGCCAGACGGCACAGCAGCAGCAGCCGCCAGCAGCUGCGGCGCCGCCGCCACCACCGCCGCAGCCCCGCACUGUGGCGGAGUCCUGGGAGGCCUUCCGCCGCAGCACCGGCGGCCUCGGCGCUAGCGCCGAGCCCGCCUCCUCGGCCUCGUACUCCGCCGCCGCCAACCCCUCCGGCGGCGUGCUGGACGCCACCGCCGCGCUGGCGGCGGCCGCGGUCGCCGCCGCCGUGGGCAACAGCACCGGCGCCCCCGGCGGCGGCCGCGGCGGCCCCGGCGACCCCAAGCUGGCGGAGUUCAGUCGCGCCACUGAGGAGAAGCGCAUCGGCCGCGACCGGGCGCGGGUGCGCGCCACCAUCAAGGACCGGCUGCGCUGGCUGGUGCGCGCGCUGGGCCCCGUCACCAGCGUGGUGCCGGGCGGCGAGCCGCUGCGCGAGGAGGUGGACGGCCUGCUGUCGCAGCUGGAGGCGCUGUCGCCCACCGACAAGCCGCUCAACACCAGCGUGGACGCAGCCGCUGCCGGCUACGGCGGCGCCGCCUACGGCGGCGGUAGCGCUGGUGGUUAUGGUGCGGGUGGGUACGGGUACGGGGCCGUGCGGGCGCCUGCGGCGUCCGUGGACCCCGACCUGCUGGGCGAGUGGCGGCUGGUGUACGCCUCCAACGCCGGCUCGGCAGCGGGCGCGCCGUCGGCCGCCUCGCAGGCGGCCAGCGGCGGUCCCAACCUGCUGGCGCAGGUGCUGCAGCUGGCCGACUCGCUGCCGGGCUUCGGCAUGACGCACGUGCUGCAGCGCCUGUCGCUGGAGGAGACAGCAGCAGGCGGCGCCGCGCCCGCCUACGCCGCCUCCAGCGCCGCGUACGGCGCCGCUGGCGCGGCUGCGCCGCACUCGGCGGCGGUGGUGGUGACGGAGAACAGCGCGGUAUUCCGGUUCGGGCCGCUGGGCUCGUGGCGCGUGACGGUGAAGGGGCGCUGGAUGGACAACGGCGGCGGCAUGUGCGCGGCGGCGGAGUUCGAGUCGUUCGGCGUGCGGCCGGUGGACCUGUGGGGGCUGUCGGUGGAGGCGCUGCUGCCCGAGGUGACGGUGCCGGUGCCUGAGGUCCUGCGCAGCCGCAGCGAGUGGUGCACCACCUACCUGGAUGAGGACAUGCGGGUGGGGCGCGGCAGCGGCGGCGCGCUGUUCCUGUUCCGGCGCGGCGGCGCGGACGACGUCACCGAGGCGGCGGGCGCCAUGGGCGGCAGCCUGGGUGCGGGCUCCGGCAUGGGCAUGGGCUUGGGCGUGGGCUUGGGCGCGGUGGCUGCGGAUGCCCGCGCGCCGGUGAUGCGGCCGCUGUGAGGCGCGUGGGAGGAGGGGCGGGUGGCAGGAGGGAAGUGGAGCCUGGCGGCCGGCGCCGCGGGUGUGUAGCGGUGUGCCCGUGUGUGUGCGGGUGCGUGUACGUGUACGUGUACGUGUACGUGUACGUGUACGUGUACGUGUACGUGUACGUGUGUGUGUGUGUGUGUGUGUGUGUGUGUGUGUGUGUACAUGUGUGUGUGUGUGUACAUGUGUGUGUACAUGUGUGUGUACAUGUGUGUGUACAUGUGUGUGUACAUGUGUGUGUACAUGUGUGUGUACAUGUGUGUGUACAUGUGUGUACCUGUGUGUACAUGUGUGUACAUGUGUGUGUGUGUGUUGAGGUGGGCAUGGUGUGGCUGUGUGGGCGAGGAGGAGCACAGCGCUUCCAUCCGGCACUUGUGAGACAUGUCACAAUUUAUCAUCAUUUUAUCGCGGCAGGCAGUCCUAUGCAUGAGCAAUUCAUGGCGGUGCGCAUGGCGUGGAAUGGAGUGAAUUGAUGUUGUCAGGGGGCUGGUUGCAAUGGCCGAUACCGGUACCUGUGGUCCUGUGCGUCUCUGCGUGUCCUGUACAGUGUAUUCCCCCAAAUGGAUAGGGAGGGCAUGGUUGCAGGCCUGGCCAGAUCAGGUGUCUGGGUUUUAUCCCUCGCCUGCGUGUGCGUGCUUGUAUCUAACUGUACCACUUCAAUUAGGUCAAGGUUACCUGGCCCCUGUAGAGACGUGGAGGCUCAGACAAUAAGACAAUUGGUCUUAGCUCAAUGCAAACAGUGCAAAGAUUGAUUACAUUUGCUGAGUCUGCUUGUGGACAGAGAGAUGUGCGGUGUGAGGACUGUCGGCAGGAGCAUUGAUAGUAUGACAGUGGAGCGUGAAGAGGGAGAGGGACGGAGGGAGGCUGCGUGGUGCUGGCAGAGGGACGGAGGACGAGGUGGGCACCAUGCGGCCUUUGCAAUGCAUUCAAAGCUUCGCCCAAAGCCUUAACUUAUCAGGAUACCGUAUUGCUUGAAGCAGGAGUGCCGUCGCUGGUCACGCAACUUAAGAGAACUGCAGGGAAACAAGCAUCGAACCGGGGGUCGUGAUGGAGG
This is a messenger RNA of Chlamydomonas reinhardtii, 4418 nucleotides long. RefSeq lists its product as uncharacterized. The transcript is spliced from 6 exons. The record is from RefSeq and is a predicted model, not a curated record. NCBI's taxonomy places the organism in Eukaryota, Viridiplantae, Chlorophyta, Chlorophyceae, Chlamydomonadales, Chlamydomonadaceae. Bases 221 to 3340 code for a protein of 1039 amino acids.